This is a messenger RNA of Didymella exigua CBS 183.55, 1237 nucleotides long. RefSeq lists its product as uncharacterized. NCBI's taxonomy places the organism in Eukaryota, Fungi, Ascomycota, Dothideomycetes, Pleosporales, Didymellaceae. Bases 383 to 1201 code for a protein of 272 amino acids. The record is from RefSeq and is a predicted model, not a curated record. The transcript has a single exon.
UGUGAUCAGGCCAUAUACUGCACGCUAGUUGAUCAGCCUAGUCUCGCUUAUAAUACAAUAGGCCUGGCUAGCCGCUACACACUCCAGCACGGUCUGAACCUCGAAGCCUCAUGUGCAGGAUUAAACGUAUGGGACUCGUUUGAGCGCAUACGGGUGUUCUGGAAUAUCCUUAUCGUCGAUCGCCGCAUAUCCCUAUCGUGCAAUCGCCCCUAUAUAUUACGAGAUCUUGAUAUCAGUGUGGCGCGGCCCAGUCACUUGUAUCGCAGUGUAAGGUUGCUUCCCUCUUCAAUUACUCAUCUAAGACGUCGGGUAGGACAUUGCUCCGCUCAUACAGGCUUCAGACUCUCGAGAUGCUGACGAACUUGACGAGUACUUGGACUCCAUGGUUCAUUGGUCGCAUUUCGCUGGAUCUCUGUGGGAUAACGUCCUCGCAGCUCACGUCCAUUUAGAUAACAUUCCUGACAAGGUGCUCUCUUUCGAAGCCGCUAUCGACGAGUUUGUUACCAACACGUUUAUUGGCAUUGGCGAGCAUUGGUCUGCAUACCCUUGUCGACGCUCUCAGUACGUGCGAAUGUGCUUCAAUAACCUCAGACUGAUGGCUCGGCGUGCGACCGGCUCUUCGCUGCAGCUUGAAGGGCGUAUUAGUGCUCAGCUCCAGGUUGCAGUCACAUCAAUCGCACAUGCACGAUGUCAGGGGUGGGACACGAACGAUGCUUACCUACUCCGACAUCGGAUGGUCACUACGCUGGCCGCUAGUCUUCACUUGCUGUGUAGUGCGCUUGUGGGCAAUCAACAGCCUGUGGCUGUUGUUUCCUCCAUCUCGAUGUCGCUGUGCAAAGCAGAGUUCGAUGCUGCGGUCGACCUUCUCCUUGCUCUGGCGCAAGGUGUGACCUUAGCACAGCGAGUGCUUCGCGAUUUUGAUCGGAUUUUUCCAGUCAUACGGGGCGCACUUACGAGAUGGUCUGAGGAAUCCUCCUCGUUUGAAUCCAGAGCAGACUGGACUAUCACCAAUGAUGUCAUCCCUCCGAACGCCGCGGAAUUUCUUCCAUAUAAAGAGCAAAUUCCUAACAUUUGUUAUCUCACAAUUAGGAAGGGGAUGUGGGCUACCAAUGGCAGCUACCUUGAGACUGAUUGUGGUUUAUCCGACUGGAAUACGGAUCUCGAGCCUGGCGGCGCAAGAAGCAGUGUGCUUUGGGUAUAAUCUCUUUGAUGUUGAGAGCGCAGAAGUCGGGCAUUG